AUGUCCCGCCCACUCGAUAACGCUGCCCCGACGAUUUUUGCCACGCAGGCUGCACGCCGCGCCGAAACGGUUUGGGGCGAAGCUUAUGAGGCAUAUGACAGCGAGAGUGGAAGCGGGGAGGAGGCAGAGGAGAUUGAUGCGCAGGAGGUGUUUGACCUCCUCCGCAGCGUCACGGACCCCGAACACCCCGUCAGCCUGGAACAGCUGCGCGUCGUGAGCCGCCAAGAUAUCCAUGUUGUCGGUAACCGCGUGCUCGUCUACGUGACCCCGACGAUCCCGCACUGUUCCAUGUCGACGUUGAUUGGCCUCUCGCUGCGCGUACGGCUCCUGCGCGCGCUGCCGCGGCGGUAUCGAGUGGAUAUCCGGAUCAAACCUGGGUCUCACCAGUCGGAACACGCCGUCAAUAAGCAGCUUAAUGAUAAAGAACGCGUUCAGGCUGCACUGGAGAACAACCAUCUGCUCCAGGUCGUCGAGGGAUGUCUGGCUACUGCGGGGAGGCGGGGCGCGCCGGGACCCGAGGAGCACUAG
Messenger RNA from Cutaneotrichosporon cavernicola, 528 nucleotides. RefSeq lists its product as uncharacterized. Gene Ontology annotation, biological process: iron-sulfur cluster assembly. The record is from RefSeq and is a predicted model, not a curated record. NCBI's taxonomy places the organism in Eukaryota, Fungi, Basidiomycota, Tremellomycetes, Trichosporonales, Trichosporonaceae. The transcript is spliced from 3 exons. Bases 1 to 528 code for a protein of 175 amino acids.